Corylus avellana is the source of this 739-nucleotide messenger RNA. The record is from RefSeq and is a predicted model, not a curated record. Lineage: Eukaryota; Viridiplantae; Streptophyta; Magnoliopsida; Fagales; Betulaceae.
CAAACAUUCAACCCAUGGGUUGAUGCGUAUACGAAAAGCAUAAGACUUUUUUUGUUUUUACUUCAAACGGUAGAGGGUUGGAUUGAAAGACUUUUCUUAACGUGGGACUCAGAUCUUAAAGAAAUUUGACAUGGGUUUUCCAAGCUCUCCAAUCACAAUUGAGGACAUGUUACUUUCAAUCCUUUCUGAGCUUUGAGUUUGAUGGGUGUGUGUUUGUUUUUCAAGUGAUUGAUUAUAUGAAAGUUUGGUGCUACUGCUACCAAGGCUGCCCAACUUUUCCAUGACAUAUAUUAUAAGGUCGGUUGAUAGAUCCAUGCCCCCCACUGCAGUAGAAUCUGAUAAUUGUUGAGGAAGAGAAAUGGGUGGUGAAGAAGAAGAUCGGCAAGCACCCUUACUAAGUAGCCCUUCAUCACCUGAUGACCAUCAGGAGGACCCUCGCAAAAGAACUGGGACCGAGUGGACGGCUAUAGCACAUGUAAUAACAGGAGUGAUUGGGGCAGGAGUUUUGUCUCUUGCUUGGAGCGUGGCUCAGCUUGGGUGGAUUGCAGGUCCACUGCUCAUGAUUGCGUUUGCAGGCAUAACCAUUGUAUCCACAAACCUUCUGUGUGACUGCUAUAGAUACCCUGAUCCUGAACAUGGCCCCUCUAGAAUCAGGUCCUAUAUGGAGGCUGUCAAACUGUAUUUGGGUGAGAGAUUCAAUCCCAUUUUUUCUAAUUAAUUUAUUUUUUGUCAUCACAUC